UGUUAAUGUUGAUGCCGGGGCGCGUGGGGCACGGAUCCGGGGAAUGGGAAUUGUUCAAGACAUGUUAAAUUCGUGCGUGGUAUAAAGUCACACCUUGAGCCACCUCCAACUGAGCUUUCGCAAGCUGCGAACAACAGUGUCCAAUACCGACAAAAUGGCAGUCACUGAUGGAACUUCCGACCCUAUCCUUACUCGUAUGGUCGAGGAGGAUAAGACUCCUUGGUACAAGAAGCCUAAUCUGAGGCUCAUGUACCUUUGGCUCUUCUUGUGCUGCAUGGGCGUUGAGAUGACUUCCGGAUUUGAUUCCCAGCUCAUCAACACACUUCAAUUCUCUCAGCCCUUUAAUAAAUACUUUGGAGACGGCGUCAAGAACAAGAGUGGCGACUGGGCUAUCGAGGCCGGUCUCCUUGGAUUCAUCUCCUCUUGCUACCAACUCGGAUCUAUUCUCGCUGUACCAAUCACUCCCUGGUACAACCAGAAGUUCGGUAGGCGAUGGUCCGUCAUGACGGGCUCUCUGAUCAUGAUCGUCGGUGCCCUUCUGCAGGGAUUCGCGCAGCAUGUCGCCAUGUAUAUCAUCGCCCGUAUGCUUCUCGGUGUUGGAAUCCUUUUCGCCAUUAUCUCUGGAUCCUCCCUCAUUGGAGAACUUGGCUACCCCAAAGAGCGUGCUGUAUUGACUUCGCUCUUCAACUCAUCCUACUUCAUCGGAGCUAUCGUCGCCGCCGGUAUCUCCAUCAAGACCUCUGACAUCAAGGGUAACUGGGGAUGGCGCAUUCCUUCUUUGCUUCAAAUUUGCCCUUCGUUGCUUCAGGUCUGCACGGUCUUCCUUCUUCCCGAAAGCCCUCGUUGGUUGGUCAGCCAGGACCGUGACGAUGAGGCUUUCGCCGUGUUGACCAAGUACCAUGCCGAGGGUGAUGCUUCGUCCGCCAUUGUUCAAGCUGAGAUGGCCCAGAUUCGAGCCACCAUUAAGCUUGAAAUGGAGCACUCUAAGCAGUCUUGGAUGGAUAUGGUCCGCACCGCCGGUAUGCGUCGCCGUGUGAUCAUCUCUGCCUUCCUUGGUCUCUUCACUCAAAUGAGUGGAAACACACUGCUUUCUUACUAUUCCAACCUUCUCUUUGAGAUGAUGGGAUACAAGAGUAACUAUGCAAAGACCAGAAUCAAUAUUGCCAAUCAAUGCUGGGGUUUCAUCAACGGCACCAUCAUUGCUCUCCUCGUUACCCGCUUCCGCCGUCGUUGGAUGUUCAUGCUUUCUUCUACUAGCAUGCUUCUCGCCUUCAUUGGAAUGACGGUCUCAUUCGAGCGCCUUCGAUUCGCCAAGGACCACGAUAUGAUCAACAAGCCAGCUGGCAUUGCCGCUCUGUUUUUCUUCUUUGCCUACAGCCCUUGCUACAACAUUGGUAACAACUCUCUGACCUACACCUACCUGGUCGAAAUCUUCCCCUACGCCCAGCGAACUAUGGGUAUCGGUAUCGAGCAGAUUUUCGGCAAGCUCGGUGGUUUCUUCUCGGUCAACGUCAACCCUAAGGCAUUGACUGCGAUUGACUGGAAAUUCUUCGCCAUCUACUGCGGAUGGAUCUGCUUCGAGUUCUCCUUCCAGUUCUUCAUGUACCCCGAGACCUACAACCGUACGCUCGAGGAGCUUACCUUCUUGUUCGAGGACAAGGAACUUGCCGACCAGGCCGUUGCUGCCGUCGAGAAGCAGAUGGCGGACAAAGACGGACAGCUCACCGAGAAGGACAACACUGUUACAAAUGUGGAGAGGGCUAUCUAAAACAACACUGGCACUAUAGGAUUCAACCGAACACAAUGUAUCUAUAAG
Messenger RNA from Aaosphaeria arxii CBS 175.79, 1816 nucleotides. RefSeq names its product general substrate transporter. The record is from RefSeq and is a predicted model, not a curated record. The transcript has 2 exons. Bases 155 to 1768 code for a protein of 537 amino acids. NCBI's taxonomy places the organism in Eukaryota, Fungi, Ascomycota, Dothideomycetes, Pleosporales. Gene Ontology annotation, cellular component: membrane. Gene Ontology annotation, molecular function: carbohydrate:proton symporter activity. Gene Ontology annotation, biological process: carbohydrate transport; transmembrane transport.